AUGUCCUAUACAUCCUACGCCGAUGCGCGUAUGUCGCGACACUUCAGAGCCUCCAAACACAAGCCCCGCGCCUCCAUGCGCGCCCCCAUCCGUGAAAUCGCCCUCCGACCCGAAUCCAUCGCAACCACCAAAACCACCCUCGUCCUGCGUCCCAACGGCAACGCCGCCUCGAAUGCCGCCUACAUCAUCACCACCGAGGACCACCAACCCGUCUACACCAUUGCCGGUCGCAAAGCUGGCGACCGCGUGUGUCGAGAAUUCCACGACGCCUCGGGUCUGCCGCUGUUCGAGCUGCACACCAAGACGAUGCUGGGUCGACCGUUGUCGUGGUUCAUCACCAUGCCCGGCGGAGGCGCGGAUAUGAAGAUUGCAGAGGGCCAGCCGCGGUGGGCGGGGGGUCAGAAGUCGAUGGUGUUUUCGUUUCGGAAUCGGGCGGCGGUGCAGAAUAAACGUGAGGAGGAGGCGACAAUGAGUCUGCUGGUCAGUUCGAAUGGGCAGAUUAUGGCGCGGUAUGAUGUGAUUGAUGGGGAUCGGAGGGUCGCGGCUGUCAACGAGAGUAUUCACCAUAAUGAGACGUUGGCGUUGAUGCCGCAAUCCAGGCGAAGGAGUCUGAGGCCGGCGAUGGAUUUGACGGUCGUGCCGGGUGUGGACACUUCGUUGGUGGCUGCGAUCGCGAUCAUCAUGUUUGACUGGACGUACGGUGCAGAGUGA
Molecule: messenger RNA, 711 nt
Organism: Penicillium diatomitis
Lineage: Eukaryota; Fungi; Ascomycota; Eurotiomycetes; Eurotiales; Aspergillaceae
Exons: 2
Coding region: 1-711 (236 amino acids)
Source: RefSeq, a predicted model, not a curated record